AUGACAGAAGAGCAAGAGCUUCUAGCCAAGAUCGGCCAGCUAGCUGGCCAAAUCAACCAACACAAGAAUCAACACCAACAUCCAGCACCUCCUACCGGCUACCAUGCCCGUCAUCCUCGCGCUGGAUGGGCUCCUUAUCGCGGACGAGGUGCUAGGGGUCGCCCAGCAGCGCAUAGAAACCGUACCCUAAUUCUCAACAAUAACACGGCAGACGCAUCGAAAACUGACAGUACCGACAACGCGACGCCGCCACCGGCCAGCACAAAUGGAUGGAUUGCGAAAAGAGACCGUCAUAUGCAACUAAUCAACACAUCCAUCUAUGACAAAGAAGUCCAAGCACGAACAAAAGCUAUCGCAGAAACCGAAAAGACGAAACGCGAGAAGAGGGCGAAGGCGGAGGAGGCCAAAGUCAUGCGAUACGCCCAGGGUGUUCACAGUGUGCAUGCCACUCCUGCAGCAGGGCCAAGCGGUGUUGCGACUCAGCCAUCGUCUUCGUAUCAGAUAUACAUACACGAUACACCUUUUCAGGUGGUACGAGGUGGAAGCAAAUUGAUCCGGCAAUCGAACGACCCCAAAAACGCAAACGCCACACCGAAGAAAGUGGUCGUCGGAGGUGUCACCUUUGUUCGCAGCAAGAAAGGGAACCUCCACCGUCUCGGCGCUGUGGUGGCUAAGAGGAAACCGAGCAAAAUCAAGAGGAAAAAUGAACUGUGCAAGCGAUUCUCUCGAACGGGUACCCGAUUCUCUCCUUACUACACAACUAUUCUAUACGACGCCAAGGCCGCGCGCUUGGUGUUAUCAAAAUACAAGGACCCGACUGCCCGUACAUCCACGACGCAAAUAAAGUGGCAAUCUGCAAAGAGUUUCUGCAAACUGGUAAAUGUCGCUCAGGAGAUAGCUGUGACCUCUCGCAUGAGCCAUCACCUCAUAGAUCACCUGUUUGUGUCCAUUUCCUUCGAGGCCGCUGCUCAAACCCGGAAUGUCGCUACACACAUGUCCGCGUCACGCCUGGAGCACCCGUCUGCCGCGAUUUUGCAGUACUGGGAUAUUGCGAAAAGGGCGCAGAAUGCACUGAUCGACAUGUCUAUGAAUGCCCUGAUUAUGCCAACACGGGGAAAAGCCACUGCUGCUGCAAAGACGUCUCCCGAUGGUGAGGACGAGGACGAGGAGGAUGUAUCCAGUGAAGAAGAAGAGUAUGACGAAAUCGACUCGGAUGACGUUGACUCGGAUGAGCUUGAUUCCGAUGAGGAUGAGCCCAUGAUGGAGUUUGUCGAGGGUGGUACUGACGAUAGAGAGCUUUCGGGACAGCAGGACUUUGUCCACUUCUAA
Molecule: messenger RNA, 1329 nt
Organism: Talaromyces amestolkiae
Lineage: Eukaryota; Fungi; Ascomycota; Eurotiomycetes; Eurotiales; Trichocomaceae
Exons: 6
Coding region: 1-1329 (442 amino acids)
Source: RefSeq, a predicted model, not a curated record